AUGGAUCAAACUACUUCGCCGCACGUAGCAACCACUGUAAAUGAAGUUUCACAAAACUACGUAGCUGAGGAAUCAGCGAAUAAUCGACUUCGAUUGUUCGGAAUAUGUCAGAUGAUGACACGGGUGUGGAAAUCUGGGAAGUGUUUGACGAAGAGGAAGAAGAGGGGGCAGAAAAGAAGAAAUCCAAGGAUAAUGGCUACUUUUUUAGCACAGGUGAAUCUGAUCUCUCUUGAGAAUGUACUGCAACCGCAAUUUCGUCCUCUGGAACGUAAGGCGAUUUUAUCUGUCUUGGAAGAAUGUUCGGACAUGUUGACAAUUUAUCAACAAACUCUAAAAUCUCCUGUAAUUAAACAUGACGUUCAUAUAGACUUUGUUCCACCAGAAGUAAGACGUUCGACUGCUGCAAGCGUGAGAAUUUUUGGAUACGAUCCUCUGACAGCAUUUCAAGACAUAGAUAAACAAGCAGUUUUCCAAAAAUUAUCCGAUGACAGCUCAUACAUCAAGAAUCUUAUAGAGAAUAUAAAAGAGUCUAUCGAUGAAACAGGACGCUUUGAUAUAUUGCCUCAAGAAAUUGAAAAAAUCCUCUCCGACGAAAGUGCAGAAAAUGCGUUAUUGUGUAAAAGUGAAGAAACUAAAAGAAUCGUAAAAAAGAUACGCGCGGCGAUCGUGGAUGAAGAUAUAAAAAGCAAUCAGGAAAAGAAACAGCUACAGGACACAUUUAUACGUCUACAGGGCGACAUGGAACAACUGAAAAUAAAAGUUGUCGCAGAGUCCAGAUACGUAAAGGGAUGGGAGACGGCUCGUCGUGAACAAAACUCCCUACGAUUUGACAUCGUUCUUGACCGAUUAAAUACCGUCCUGCAGAAUUCCGCUGUCAAAAUGAAAAAUGAGAGGAGAAUAACAAGGGAGAUAGAAGCUUUCCUGCUGGAGGACAUGGCUGCUAACGAGAACGAAAUGGAAUACUGGAAAGCGGAACACCGUAAAGAGGUGAAAAGGUACGAGGGGAUGAUCGACGAAUUGCACAUCGAAAUAAACGCAAUAGAGAGCGUCCUCGAGCACCUGAGGGAAGAGUACAGGGAUAGGCAAGAAUUCAUAGACACCUACCUCGAGGAAAAAGAAACCUUGAGGAAACAAAGGGAAUACGAGGAGCUCGUCCAAAGGAGUGCAAUCAAAAUCCAAGCUUGGUGGCGAGGAGUCAUGGUGCGCCGGAAGUUGGGGCCGUAUCACGUCGAGGAGAAAAAGAAGAAGAAAUCGAAGAAAUAA
Messenger RNA from Orussus abietinus, 1263 nucleotides. RefSeq names its product IQ domain-containing protein G. NCBI's taxonomy places the organism in Eukaryota, Metazoa, Arthropoda, Insecta, Hymenoptera, Orussidae. Gene Ontology annotation, cellular component: motile cilium; cytoplasm. Gene Ontology annotation, biological process: cilium organization. Gene Ontology annotation, molecular function: protein binding. The coding region runs from base 1 to 1263 and encodes 420 amino acids. The transcript is spliced from 8 exons. The record is from RefSeq and is a predicted model, not a curated record.